Messenger RNA from Xenopus laevis (African clawed frog), 3331 nucleotides. It is a transcript of the gene sfrp2.L, whose product is annotated as secreted frizzled-related protein 2 L homeolog. NCBI's taxonomy places the organism in Eukaryota, Metazoa, Chordata, Amphibia, Anura, Pipidae. The record is from RefSeq and is a predicted model, not a curated record. Gene Ontology annotation, biological process: non-canonical Wnt signaling pathway; canonical Wnt signaling pathway. The coding region runs from base 457 to 1344 and encodes 295 amino acids. Gene Ontology annotation, molecular function: Wnt-protein binding. The transcript has 3 exons. Gene Ontology annotation, cellular component: extracellular region.
CCGUUUAAAGGGGAUUUUUAUUAAGUGCCAGGCUCACUUGUAGAAGCAAGUACGACACAUUAGAAUUCAGCCUGCUCACUCUAUUAGCCCCGCGGACAAUGCAAUUCUUCGCCCUUUGUAUGGCUUUGUUCGGGGAUUUUUACAGGCAGCACUGUAUAGUUCCCAAAGGAAAAUCCGACCAAUUGAGUAGCGGGCCAAUCGUUUUCUGAUGCUGGUCGGCCGGCCCCGCCCACUAGCCGCAUUUGCAUAAAACAAUGAAGAAAGCGCUUGGUUAGCGGAGCGUCUGAUCAGUGUGUCCCUCCUGUGAGAGGCUGCGGGAGUGUGCGGCUGUUCUGGAUUCCUGUUGUUUGGCUGCAACCUGAGAGACGCGUAUCCAGGGCUGUUCUAUCUUUCUAUCUGUCUGUAGAGACACAGCAAUUAACAAUACAUUGUCUUUGACUUCUCAUCAUCAUCAUCAUGUGCCACAGGUCGUGCUGCCUCCUUGUUGCCUUGCUGCUGGCAUGGGACUGCAUGCAUUCAGUGAGAGCCUUGUUUCCCUUUGGGCAGCCCGAGUUUUCUUACAAGAGGAGCAAUUGCAAGCCUAUCCCUGCCACCUUGGUGCUGUGCCAUGACAUUGAGUACCCCAACAUGAGGCUGCCCAAUCUGCUGGGCCACGAGAGCAUGAAAGAGGUGCUGCAGCAGGCCUCCUCCUGGAUCCCCUUGGUGCAGAAGCAGUGCCACCAGGACACCAAGAAGUUCCUGUGCUCCCUCUUUGCCCCGGUGUGUAUUGAUGACCUGGACGAGACCAUCAAGCCGUGCCGCUCUCUGUGCGAACAGGUGAAGGACAGCUGCGCCCCUGUCAUGUCUGCAUUUGGUUUCCCCUGGCCCGAUAUGCUGGAGUGCAGUCGUUUCCCUCAGGACAAUGACCUGUGCAUCCCCCCGGCCAGUAACGAGCACGUUGUACCGGUAACCAGAGAGGCGCCAAAAGUUUGUGAUGCCUGUAAAAACAGCAAUGAGGAUGACAAUGACAUAGUAGAAAACCUCUGCAGAAAUGAUUUCGCCUUGAAGAUAAAAGUGAAAGAGAUCGCCUACAUCAAUGGGGACACCAAAAUCAUUCCAGAGACAAAGGGCAAAACCAUCUACAAGCUGAAUGGAGUGACAGAAAGGGAUCUGAAGAAAACUGUACUGUGGCUUAAAGAUGGCCUGCAGUGUACCUGUGAUGAGAUGAAUGACAUCAACGCUCCCUAUUUAGUGAUGGGACAAAAGCUCGGGGGGGAACUGGUCAUCACCUCUGUCAAGCGGUGGCAGAAAGGCCAACGGGAGUUUAAACGGAUCACUCGCAGCAUCCGCAAGCUUCAGUGCUAGUGGUCUCAUUCACCGGCUCAGCCAGCACUGGGGCUAGUCUAUUUGCACCUUCUUCCGUUUUUGGGAACCCAUCCUUUCUGAAUGUAACAAAAAGGGUGGGGCAAUUGCUUUUUUAUUAUAAUUAUUGAUUAAAAAUCCUUGUAAAUAUAAUUAAAAUAUAAAAAAAAGAUCGAAUAUUUUAUAAAGCCCUUGAUUGAAAAACUAGAUAGUUUUUUUUUUUUUUUUUUUUACUGGGUGCAAACUCUGAACUUUUAUUUCCAUUCACAAGUAAUAGACUUUUUUUAUAAUCCAGUUAUACAUUUUCAACCGUUUCUACAAAUAUGAGCUUACAAUAAAUCUGUGUGGGGUUUUUUAGCUUUUUUUUUUUUUUACUUUUUUGUAUGGACUGCAAGAAAAAAUGGAGGUUUGUUAUUUUUAUGCUGAAAAUGAAUGAUUUUUCCCCCUACUGUGCUGAUUAUUUUGAUAAAAUUGAACACAUACCAACUAUUCUAUUAAGAGGUAGAUUUAAACUCCCCCUGCUGCUGUUCUGGGGCACCCUGUGAUUUGCAGAGCCUAGCAUGUUGGGUAGAAAUUAUAGGGCUCACAGCCUUGCACCCAUAGAUGUUCCUGCUUGUGCCUGUGGAAUUGCAAGCUACUACUUGCCAAUCACUAUAAGGCAUAGAUCUACAAGAAUUGUAUUGUGGGUAAAAAUAUGGGGUUUUGUGCCUCUCUUUUGCACUUUGCACCCGGUAGCCUCUUAGUAAAUUAGCCUCAAGUGUUACCGUAAAUGACCAGCUUUUCAUUGAAAGACACCUAAUACUAUUUCAAAGAAAUGCUGAUAUUUUAUGCAAAGGAGUCAGUUUGUUUUACUAAAUCUGAAAAUCAGUAAACGAUUCUAUGAAGUAUUUGGUUUCUGCAUUUUUUUUAUAUGGCCAAAAAAUAUACAAAUGGUCUCAGUGAAAAUAUGAACUCCUCUAGUGAAAAUAAAACACAACUACCAUUGUAUUAUAUUUUGGCUAUACUGUCAGCUGAUUGCAGAAAGCUGUUUAUGAAAGGUAACAAUGUUUAAACAGAAUAUAUGUAAGCGGGGCUUCCUUGCUUGCUUAUAAAGUGUACUCACAUUGCUGUACAAAAUGUUAUUUUGGGGGUGUACUCUCCAGUAUAAAUGAAUUUACAACAGUUAAGUGAUUUCAGAUUUAUUUGUAAACGUCCUGUUCUCUUCACUGCUAAUUCUGUCUUAAAACCAACAGACCUGGUGAGGCAACAUGCAUGGCAUUGUGGGAAUUGGGACAGAAAACCCUACUUUCCCUUGCAAUUACAUUUACAAAUUGCAAGGGAAACAAAACAUACAAAGCUUACACAUCAUCACUACAGCCACUUACUCACAACUUUCUCCUACAAUCAGGUUAUUCAAACUGCAACCAGCUUGGAAAUCAUCAUGGCUAGUAUCCUGCACAACACCUCUAAAUUCUGCCUUCUCUGUGACUGGACUCAUUAUGGGACUCACUGUUCAUGUUGUAGGUAUGUCCUUCAAUUCUAGGGAUAAGGCACAUCAUAUUCCACCCAACAAAACCCUCUAAAACCACAACCCCCACCCUGAGACACCACAUCUGACCAUUCUCCUUUUAUCACGUCUACCACCCAGCAUUCCUUAGGAACAGAAAUAUGGACAGCGUAAUUAGUAGCCCAUUUGCUAUGAUCACUGAAGUCACUGCAAACAGCAUAAGCCUCGUAAAAUGCACCCAUCCUCCUCAAACAAAAUAGUAUUAAACUGCAGUGUAAGGUUUAUAGGUGUAUAUUCCAGCAAUGAGCGUACAAAAUGUUUUCUAAGGCAAAAAUCGUCAGUUGUGAACAAAAAAUAUCAUUAUGGCACGGAGAGCCUGACUGUCUAACAGGAGAACCUGUUUGCAAGCUUUUAAUAUUUGCCAUUUUAAUUAGAAAUGUAAUCAUCUAUCUCCAACCUGUAUGUAAGGAUGCAUUGAGCUUUCUAAUAAAGUUGUAAAAUACA